This is a messenger RNA of Mesorhabditis belari, 1173 nucleotides long. The record is from the annotation of a GenBank genome assembly. Lineage: Eukaryota; Metazoa; Nematoda; Chromadorea; Rhabditida; Rhabditidae.
AUGGCUCUGGAGAAAGUCGAGGCCUUUUUGGCCAAGCAAAAGAAUUCGGCUCAAGGAGAAGUGGCGGAUAAGUGGCAAAAAUUGGAACAACUUUACACCAAGAAGCUUUGGCAUCAACUCACAAAGGAAGUUCUCACUUUGUUGAGUGAUGAGACCUUUUCUCGACGGCUUAAUUUGAAAGAAUUCUACGACAACUUUGUUAGCGAAUUUGAACACCGCAUCAAUUGCCUUCACCUUGUCGAGAUUUGCAUCCCAGUUGCUCGUUUCCUUUUCACCACAGAUAAACCCGAGGCGUUCAACUUUUUGGAAAAGAUCGAGAAAACUGUUGCCAAGGAUAAACAGGCAACAAUCCGUCUUCACACUGCUCAAAUCGAGCUUCGUCUGAAUAAUAAGGACCAAAAUGAGUGUUGUCUCGAUAUUCAAAAAGUUCGUGGAAUGCUCGAAUCGACUCAGAAAGAAAUUGAUGAUCUGGUUGGAGUCACGGAAGUGCACGCGCCUUUCUACAAAAUGAGCGCUGUUUACCUGAAAGAGAUUGGUGAUUUUGCUGGUUACUAUCGAGAAGCACUUCGUUAUCUUGGAGUCGAAGAUGCCAAUAAGCUUUCUUUCCAGGAUAAACACUAUCAAGCCGUCCUGAUCGGAUUUGCCGCCUUGCUCGGAGAGAACAUUUAUAAUUUCGGAGAACUGCUUGCUCACCCAAUUCUGAAGUCUCUCGAUGGUUCUCAGGAGAAGUGGCUAUUGGAUGUGCUAUAUGCUUUCAAUGAAGGAGACUUGAACAAAUUUUAUGGGCUUGAACGCUAUUGGGGAGGAUGGCCCGAUAUGAAAAAGCAAAAGGAAUUCCUUGUCGAAAAGAUUCGUCUGCUCUCAAUCAUGGAGAUUGCCCUUGCUCGUCCAUCCAAGGAGCGCAACAUUUCUUUUGGAGAAAUUGCAACCAAGGCUCAAAUUGAGACGUCAAAAGUGGAACAUCUUGUUAUGAAGGCGCUUUCCAAAGAACUUAUCCGAGGUGCCAUCGAUCAGGUGAAUCAGACCGUUCACAUCUCAUGGGUUCAACCACGUGUCCUUAAUGCUACUCAGAUUUUAUCUAUGGCCGACCGAAUAAGCGAAUGGUGCCGCGAUGUGGCCAAAAUGGAGAAUAUCGUCAAUGACAAUGCUAAAGAAAUCAUUCUCACCAAGUCG